AUGUUGGGCUCUUGGUUCCUCUAUGGCCUCACCUUGGCGCUCGUUGCCCAGGCAGGUGUGGCCAAAGACUAUGAUCAUCGAAUCAAAACCGAAGUCAUACUAGACACUCCCACGACCGGUGCUAGUACUACGCCUAGUGGCCGUGCCUUUUUGAAACUCGCUAGGGUUGACGGCACAACGGGCUCACAAAUUGUCGAAGUUCUCGAUCACAACAAGCUUGUGCCGUACCCUAACAAUGAAUGGAACUCAUGGAAUGCCAGCACAGACAGCCUAGCCGACUCAGAGGUCAAGUUCGUGUCAGCCAAUGCGCAGCGUGUUGGUCCAGACGGCAGGCUCUGGGUGAUAGACAGCGGCUUGCUCCAUUCGUUUCCCAACUCGUCCAAGCUCGUCUCGUUUAAUCUAACGACCAACGAGGUGGAUCGGGUCUACUACCUUGGAAACAUCACCACGGUAGACGGCUCUCUCAACGACGCGCGAUUCAAUGGCAAAUACGCUUACUUGACGGAGUAUACAAUUGGCUCUAUCAUUGUGCUUAAUCUCGAAACGGGAGAUGCGCGAAUGGUGCUCCGCGAACAUCACUCGGUGCUUGCUUGGAUGCCCUUAUCGUCCGAUGGCCACUUGAUGCGUCUUGCCUCGACUGGCCAGUUCCAGUAUGCCAAUGCUGACCAGCUCGAGGUGUCACCCGAUGGAAAGUAUUUCUACUAUCAAUCUGGUUCCGGUAAUAUGUGGCGGGUUGAGACAAAGUAUCUCAAUGAGGCCCUUUACAACGACACGGUGGCAGACUUGCUGCCCAACUACGUUGAGCCCUUCUCCCUCACCCCCUCGACUGGCGGCAGUGCUAUCGAUGCCAACGGUAAUAUAUACUACAGCGAUGGCGACCGCCAUGAAAUCCGCGCCAUUGCACCCAAUGGAACCACUACUUUGGUCACUCGCGACUCUAGACUACUGUGGGUGGACGCCCUAUGGAUUGACAACCACCAGCGCCUAUGGAUGUGUGCCUCGCAGCUCACCCGUGGAACCACCUACUUGCAUCCGAAUAAUCAGACUAUGACCAUCGUCAAGCCUAUCUACGUUUAUACCCUAGAUAUCGGUAACAACCCAUCUCCUAUCGAUCAUGCUUGA
Talaromyces atroroseus is the source of this 1122-nucleotide messenger RNA. RefSeq lists its product as hypothetical. The record is from RefSeq and is a predicted model, not a curated record. NCBI's taxonomy places the organism in Eukaryota, Fungi, Ascomycota, Eurotiomycetes, Eurotiales, Trichocomaceae. Bases 1 to 1122 code for a protein of 373 amino acids. The transcript has a single exon.